AUGGAUCUGCCAUUUGACGCUAACCAAAGAUUCGUAUAUGAAUCGGUCAUAAUUAUCCAAUUUUUUCAUUUAUUGCUGUGUUCCAACGUUGUAAGUGUAUUCAAUGCUUUACUCAUAAAUCUGAUAUUGCAUAUAGGCGGUCAAAUCGAUAUUCUGCGUGAGAAUUUGAUGGGAAUUGUUUCGAAGAAAGACAAGGACAACUCGAAUCAUUUCAUGGCAAAAGAAGUAAUAAAAGAACAUCAGAGAAUCAUUAGCUUCUCAGAGCACAUCGAACAUUUGUAUUCGUAUAUCGCGAUGGUGCUCUUUGUAUCGGAUAUUCUAAUUAUCUGCUGCUUAGGUUUUACAAUUGUCACAUCAAUCAGUCGACCCGACGUUUUAAAAAAUAUAAUUAGGGUCCUCUUUUAUUACUUUUCCAUAAAUAUGGAAGCAUUCAUAUUUUGCUUUGCUGGAGAAUACUUGAGCGCUAAGAGUAAAAGCAUAGGAGAUGCUGCCUACGCUUCCCUCUGGUACGAAUCAGAUUCUAGAACCAAUCGAAUUAUAUUGUUUUUGAUAAUGAGGUCGCAAAAUCAGUUAACAAUUACAGUUGGAAAGAUAAUAAAUUUGUCCUUGGAACGAUUUACUAGUAUUAUUAAAACUUCAGGAUCCUAUAUAUCCGUCUUACUUGCAAUGUGUUGA
Messenger RNA from Trachymyrmex septentrionalis, 675 nucleotides. RefSeq names its product odorant receptor 22c-like. Gene Ontology annotation, cellular component: plasma membrane. The record is from RefSeq and is a predicted model, not a curated record. The coding region runs from base 1 to 675 and encodes 224 amino acids. The transcript has 5 exons. Gene Ontology annotation, biological process: detection of chemical stimulus involved in sensory perception of smell; sensory perception of smell. Gene Ontology annotation, molecular function: odorant binding; olfactory receptor activity. NCBI's taxonomy places the organism in Eukaryota, Metazoa, Arthropoda, Insecta, Hymenoptera, Formicidae.